CAGAAACGGGCUCACCCUCAGGAAUGAGCUCAUCUCAUUCGAUUGAGAAUGAGAUGAGCAGGGAUCAGCCUGCACAACGGCAUCCGGCUCACGAACUGGCUAGUCGCGGCGAUGCUCUCGCGACCAAGAAAUGUCACUCCAACGAGAACCUUAAGUAUUUUGUGAUGCCCGGCAGCUUCGUAGAGCAGUUUCAACAAUGGCAGAUGGAGACGUUUGGUGGGAUGGUGUCGGAGUGGUUGGAUCUGGCGACUUUAGACCCGCCCAAGAAUUGUUGUCCUCCUUUCAACUCUCUCUUCGCCUUUCAGGAUCAACAACCGCCAGUGUUGAUGUCUAACAACUGCGGUAUACUGCAAUCCGAGCUGUACGAUUCAUCGUUAAGCUCGGUUGAUUAUUCGAGGAUUGAUCUGCCAUCAUCUUCUGAGGCAGCUGCGGCUCUUAUCGCUUCUCUAAGCGACGAAAGCACUUCAUCUUCAACGUUUCCUUGCCAGAGUGGAGCUACUUGCACAUUGUCAAUGCCAUUUCAUCAGGAAAAUGAGAACUAUUCUAACACUACCGUUGGAGUUGCAGCUUGCUCUGCUGCAACACAGUCUUCUUGUCUUGAUGAUCUGUUUAUAUCAAAUUUUCUCUCCUCAAUGUCUGGCGAUGCAUUGUCUCAGUUUGGCAUGCUUUCAACAGUGCAGCCUACUGAUGGAAUAAUGGAGCAGCUGGUUGAAACUUCAAGCAGUAAUUUUACAGGACAGACGACUAUUGGGUCAAACUAUUGAUUUGGGAUACUUUCAGCCUGACGUACAUUUUGAUUUUUCGCAGCAUUUUAUAUGAAAUCAAUUUUGUACAACUUGCUAGUUUGACUUCAUCAAACUAGAUGGGGCCAGCUAGUUUGCACCGAAGUGUCUGGUAGAUGAAACAAUGAACAAUGGUUUCUAGUUGUGCAUGCCUUCGCGUACGCUCAUCACAAUACAAAAUACAAGAAAAUUUA
Corticium candelabrum is the source of this 976-nucleotide messenger RNA. RefSeq lists its product as uncharacterized. The transcript has a single exon. Bases 24 to 764 code for a protein of 246 amino acids. Lineage: Eukaryota; Metazoa; Porifera; Homoscleromorpha; Homosclerophorida; Plakinidae. The record is from RefSeq and is a predicted model, not a curated record.